This is a messenger RNA of Juglans regia (Persian walnut), 2268 nucleotides long. RefSeq names its product cytochrome P450 71AU50-like. The transcript is spliced from 2 exons. NCBI's taxonomy places the organism in Eukaryota, Viridiplantae, Streptophyta, Magnoliopsida, Fagales, Juglandaceae. The record is from RefSeq and is a predicted model, not a curated record. The coding region runs from base 547 to 2052 and encodes 501 amino acids. Gene Ontology annotation, molecular function: monooxygenase activity; iron ion binding; oxidoreductase activity, acting on paired donors, with incorporation or reduction of molecular oxygen.
GAAAGCUCCAUCCUUCAAGACAAGUUACAGUACAACAUCUAGCGAUGGUACUGUUCAACUGAAUAUCUUUUUACAGUACAACAGUAGUGUUCGAUCGUUCUCGCUUUCUAAUGAAUGAUGCGGAUUUUCUGUUUUCAUGGAAUCUGAAAUCAAGUGAGGAUUUUGCUGCUCUGAACGUGAAACUUGAUUUCUUAUGAGCCUCUGUUUGGUGCAGAAUACAAAGAUAUUUUUGAGGCCUUGGUUCCUUUUUCAAACGGGGAAGAAAUUUGCUCUAUAAUUGUAGGAAGCCAUUAAAUACUGUUGUCUUUAUGUCAAGAAGUCCGUUUAACACGUGAAAUCAAAGAUAUAGAAAGAAAUGUAAUCUCCUUGCAUUUCAUGUUCACUAUAUAUUGCAUUAUUGGACAAGUCUUCUUCCCUACACAUUGCAUACUCUGCAUAUAUAUUUAUAUAAAGGGAUAUUUCAAUUAUAUAUAUCAAUCUCAACUUUUAUACUUCUUGAGGAUCCUGAAAUCUCUAUUUAUAGCCAUAACAACAUCUGAGUGAAACAUGCCUAUUAUGGCUUCGAUGUGGGCGAUACUUGUGUUAGUUAUUCUUGCUUACCUCCUGUUAGAAUGGACAUGGAGAAGCAUGAACAAGACUAAGAAACUACCUCCUGGUCCAAGAGGCUUGCCUAUCUUCGGGAAUCUUUAUAUUUUUGGAAAAUUUCCUCAUCGAGAUCUUCAUCAACUAGCCCAAAAAUAUGGCCCCAUCAUGCACUUGCGCUUAGGCAUUGUGCCCACCAUUGUUGUCUCCUCCCCCCAAGCUGCUGAGCUGUUUCUUAAAACUCAUGACCUUGUGUUUGCUAGUAGACCACCUACUGAGUUUGCAAAGCACAACUCGUAUGAGCAAAAAGGCUUGUCCUUUUCUCCUUAUGGUCCUUAUUGGCGCAACAUUCGCAAGAUGUGCACCCUUGAAUUGCUUGGCAACCUCAAAAUCAAUUCUUUCAGAUCCAUGAGGAAAGAAGAGCUUGGCCUACUGGUGAAGUUUCUUGAAAAGGCUGCCUCUGAUUGUAAUGUUGUUGAUCUCAGUGCCAAGGUCUCGUCCCUCAGCGCGGAUAUGAGUUGUCGUAUGGUGUUGGGGAAGAAGUACAUGGAUAAGGAUUUUGAUGAGAGGGGAUUCAAGGCUGUAAUUCAAGAAGCUAUGCAUCUAGGUGCUACUCCUAACCUUGGUGACUACAUUCCUUAUACUAGUCCAUUGGACCUUCAGGGGUUGAGGCGACGCAUGAAAGCUGUUAGUAAGAUAUUUGAUGGCUUUUUGGAGAAAAUUAUUGACGAUCAUGCCCAAUCCAAAGAUGAAAAUAAGAUUAAGGACUUUGUUGAUGUCAUGUUGAGUUUCAUGGGAUCUGAAGACUCCGAGUACCCUAUUGAACGAUCCAAUAUCAAGGCCAUAAUCUUGGAUAUGCUUGUAGGAUCAAUGGACACUACUGCAACAUCAAUUGAGUGGGCAAUUUCAGAAGUCAUCAAGCAUCCAUGGGUAAUGAAGAAACUUCAAAAGGAGCUGGAAGAUGUAGUGGGCUUGGAGAGGAUGGUAGAGGAAUCAGAUUUGGAUAGGCUAGAAUACUUGGACAUGGUUGUAAAGGAAACUAUGAGGCUACAUCCAGUAGGACCUCUACUGAUUCCUCAUGAGGCCACAAAGGACAUCAUUAUCCAAGGCUUCCACAUCCCCAAGAAGUCUAGGUUGUUAAUAAACGCAUGGGCAAUUGGGCGAGACCCAAGUGUUUGGAUUGAUGCUGAGAAGUUCUUCCCAGAAAGGUUUGUCGAGAGUAGCAUUGAUCUCCGGGGACGGGACUUCCAACUUCUCCCAUUCGGCUCUGGGAGAAGAGGCUGCCCUGGGUUACAGUUGGGUCUAACCGUGGUUCGGCUCGUGGUGGCACAGCUUAUUCAUUGCUUUGAUUGGAAGCUUCCUAAUAACAUGCUACCAAUUGAGUUGGACAUGACCGAGGAGUUUGGCCUUACAGUUCCUAGAGCCAAACAUCUACUUGCUAUUCCCCGACGUCGUGGCCUUCACAAAUGAGAAAGAAUAUCUGCUUUCUUCUUCACUCUAUUGUCGACUAUAUUUGUCGAUUUCAUGGUAAUGCAUGUCCCUGUCGUAUUCAUGUUUUUAGAACUAUUCAAGAUAUGAUGUUUCUUUGAGUUUUAGAUUUGCUUUUAUGCAACUCAUUGUAGUUUCUGUCCAAUAUGUAAUCGAAAAGAUAUUCAUAAAAUAAGAGAAAGAUCAUUGUAUGUGAAA